Messenger RNA from Uranotaenia lowii, 4173 nucleotides. RefSeq names its product xanthine dehydrogenase-like. The record is from RefSeq and is a predicted model, not a curated record. The transcript is spliced from 9 exons. Bases 305 to 4105 code for a protein of 1266 amino acids. Lineage: Eukaryota; Metazoa; Arthropoda; Insecta; Diptera; Culicidae. Gene Ontology annotation, molecular function: oxidoreductase activity; 2 iron, 2 sulfur cluster binding; iron ion binding.
AACCUAUAGUAACUUUUAGUUCGAUUUUCGGCAUAUGAAAAUUCAUUUUCCUUUUUUCUGCGUCAUUAAUUUAUAAGUACAGCGCGGGACACCCACGGCUUCAAAACGAAAACAUUCAACUAUGCCAGCGUGUGAAUAAAUUGAACUUAGUUAAACAAGCGGCACGAUUUCCCUUUGGCGGUUAAAACAAUCAUGCUUGAAUAAUUUUUCGAAGACCUAAAGCUCGGUCAGUCUGCAAAGUGCAUCUGCUGUUCCAUAGUCGUUUUCUCUGAGGUUUCUUAAGUUCUGGGUCGAUUUAAGAACUAUGAGUAUAGAAUUCAGCAUCAAUGGGAAACUUUUCCAAAUCGAUCCCAAGAAAGUGCCCGUCGAAACAUCCUUGAACACGUUUAUUCGAGAUCAUGCUCAACUCAAAGGUACCAAAUUCAUGUGUCGAGAAGGAGGAUGUGGUGCUUGUGUCGUCAAUGUGACUCAACUUAAUCCGGUCACGAAAGAGAUUGUUACUAAAUCUGCCAAUUCGUGUUUACUUCCGGUGUACUCCUGUCAUGGUUGUGACAUCCUUACCGUGGAAGGUAUCGGCAAUGGAGCCGUGGGAUUCCAUCCCAUCCAGAAGCGCUUGGUUGGAUUCAAUGGGUCUCAGUGUGGUUUCUGCACUCCAGGGAUGGUCAUGUCCAUGUAUAGCUUGCUGGAGUCUAACAAUCAAUCGGUUACGAUGCGAGAUGUAGAAAAUAACUUCGAUGGAAAUAUUUGUCGAUGCACCGGCUAUCGGCCGAUACUGGAUGCGUUCAAGACCUUUGCAACGGAUGCCAAGGAAGUGGAUAAGCUGCUUUGUAAUGACAUUGAGGAUUUGUACAGUGACCGUUUGCCGAAAGCUCGCAACGGAGUUUGCUCAAAUCGCUCAAAAUCAAUUCAAGUAGAAGCAAAUGAACUUGUGACUAUUUCUAGGGAAGGCAAAGAUUGGUAUAAAGUGUAUUCAAUAGAUCAGAUUUUUAAGUGUUUUAGUUUGAUUGGAUCUCGACCAUAUAUGUUGGUUGCUGGGAACACUGCUCAUGGAGUUUAUAGAAGACGGAAUGAUCUUCAGGUUUUCAUCGAUGUGUCCACGGUGCAGGAAUUGCAUCAAAGGCAAAUCGGAACGGAGCUGGUUGUGGGAGCCAAUGUUACACUUAAUGAGCUGCUAACAAUCAUGAAUGAAGCCACUCUUGGCAAUAUAAAGUUUCAGUAUUUGAAAACCAUGAUAAAGCAUGUGCGUCUCGUGGCAAACCCAUCGGUACGGAAUUUUGGGACCAUCGCAGGUAAUCUUAUGAUCAAGCAUGAACAUCCCGAGUUUCCGUCCGAUAUAUUUCUUCUACUAGAAACAAUAGGAGCGAGCUUAACUGUUUUAACCUCAAAAGAAACGUCUUUAACCGUUUCUCCUAAAGAAUUUCUUUCCAUCAACAUGUCCAAAAAGGUCAUAAAGCACAUCACAUUUCCUCCAAUACAUCCGGUCCAUGGCAUCUUCAGGUCGUACAAAAUAAUGCCAGUGGCCCAGAACGCUCGAGCCUAUGUGAAUGCAGCAUUUUUGAUCAAGUUGUCGAUAACUGGUGAAAUUCCGGAAUCCGUAACUUUGUGUUUUGGAGGCAUAAACCCUUGCUUUGUACACGCAACACAAACGGAAAAUUACCUUAUCAAUAGGCCAAUUUUCACAAAUCAAACAUUGAAACAAUCCAUGGCGAUCCUUUCUUCCGAACUGAGUCCUGAUCACGUUUUACCGGAUGCAUCACCUGAGUACCGAAAAAAUCUGGCAUUGUCACUCUACUACAAGUUUCUGCUUGAGUUGGGAAAGCAACGUAAGAUCUUAGACCCCAGAUAUGUUUCCGGAGCAACCGAUUUGGAGAGACCUCUCUCUUCGGGCAGACAAAGCUACGAUACCUAUCCAAAAAAGUGGCCCCUCACACAGAACAUAUCCAAAAUCGAGGGCCUUAUACAAGCGUCUGGAGAUGCGGAGUACAUCAACGAUAAGACUAAACUUCCGAAUGAGUUGUACGCCGCUUUUGUACUGGCUACGGAAGUGCGCUCCCGCAUUAAAUGCAUUGAUGCAACCGAAGCCUUGUCAAGGUGUGGAGUUGUGGCAUUCUAUUCGGCGAAAAAUAUACCGGGAAUCAACAAUGUGAUGCCGAUCGAUAUGGGAACUCCGGAGGUUGAGGAAAUUUUCUGUAGCGGGGAGGUUGCCUUCCAUGGGCAACCCGUUGGAAUCAUUGUGGCGGAAAGUUUCGAACUUGCGAACGAAGUCACGGCCCUUGUGAAAGUGUGCUAUGAGCGGAUUUCUUCAGAGCCCAUAUAUACUACUGCACAAAAGGUGAUCGAGGCAGAUGCCGUCAAUCGUGUCAUGAACACGGGCUACGAUCGACAUGGUACAAAUUACGAUGCAGCUGCCGAAGGGCCCAUCAAAAUCAAGGGCCAUCUGGACCUACUAGGCCAAUACCAUUAUUCGCUGGAGACACAGACCUGUUUUGCUAUCCCCGUCGAGGAUGGUUUGGACAUCUUCAGUGCUAUGCAACAUGUAGAUCUAGGACUGGCAGCACUUUCACAAGCUCUUAAUAUGCCUCAAAACAGUAUAAACCUUGUCGUUCCACGUCUCGGAGGUGCUUACGGAUCUAAAGUUUCAAGAUCGAUUCCAACUGCAUGUGCUUGUGUUAUGGCGGCUUUACUCACUAGGCGUCCAGUUCGUAUGGUUUUGCCAAUGGAAACCAAUAUGUCAUCUACUGGAAAACGCCUCGGAUGCUUUAGCGAGUACGAAAUUGACGUUGAUAAGGAGGGAAGAAUUAUCAAGCUGAGCAAUACGUAUACCCACAACGCAGGCGCAGUUGUCAACGAAGUGCCAGGAUUCAUUACGAGUGACAUUUUCAAAAGCUGUUACAAAACUGACAGUUGGAAUUUGGUGGGUAAUGUCACCCAAACAGAUAUUGCACCGAAUACGUUCUGCCGUUCGCCUGGUGCUUCGGAGGCCAUCGCAAUGGUCGAAAACAUCAUGGAGCACAUCGCUCACGCGGUCGGAAAAGACCCUCUGGAAGUUCGACUUCGUAACACGUCAAAAAAUAACAAAAUGCACCGAUUGAUACCCCAGUUUCGUCAAGAGGUAAACUUCGACGAAAGAAAAAGAGAAAUCGAUAUGUUCAACAGCAAAAAUCGUUGGCGAAAGCGUGGCAUUGCAUGUAUCAUCAUGCAGUACAGUAUGGAGUAUUCGGGGAUGAUGAACGCCCUGGUAUCGAUUUAUCACACCGAUGGAACUGUAGCGAUUACGCAUUCGGGUGUAGAAAUGGGUCAGGGUAUCAACACCAAAGCCGUUCAAGUUGCGGCCCAUAUUUUGGGACUGCCAACCGAUAUGAUAUCGGUUAAACCGACCUCGAGUUUGACGUCCCCAAAUUGUCAGGCAACGGUCCACAGCCGAAGCAGUGAAAUUGUGGCUUUCGCUGUUCAAAAGUGCUGUGAAAUGCUGGUGGAACGACUACGACCUUUCCGGAAAAAUCAACCCCAGGCAACGUGGCAAGAAAUUGUGAACCAAGCUUUUCUAGCCAAUGUGGAUUUUACUGCCGUCUACAACACAGCUCCGUUUGAUCUGAGGGGUUACCCGCUUUGGGGUCUCACCUGUGCGGAAGUGGAGGUUGACAUACUAACCGGGAAUGUGCAAGUAUCCCGGGUGGACAUACUCGAGGAUGUGGGAGAAAGCAUGAGUCCGGGAAUCGAUAUAGGACAAUUGGAGGGCGCUUUCGUUAUGGGUCUGGGAUACUACUUAACUGAAGCCUUGGUAUACGACCCAUCCAACGGAAAGCUGGUGAACAAUCGAUCCUGGAACUAUAAAGUGCCCGGGGUGAAGGAUAUUCCGAUCGAUUUUAGGAUUAAAUUCCUUCAGAAAAGCUCCAACCCAGCUGGUGUGUUGAGCUCCAAGGCUUCCGGUGAGCUUGCGCUCAAUAUGAGUCCAGUUUUAACUUAUGCUCUACGAUACGCUCUGAGGUCAGCCAGAAAAGACGCUGGAUUGCCUGAUGAUUGGAUUCCAAUUGGUUCAGCGACAACUCCAGAAAAAAUCUUCCUGAUGGCUGGAAAUUCUUUUGAAAACUAUGACUAUAACUAAACUUGUAACACGAUUUUAACCGAAAUAAUUUAUCUUAAUGAAUUAAAUAGUAAUAAAAUAAAUAAACU